This is a messenger RNA of Seriola aureovittata, 8892 nucleotides long. It is a transcript of the gene zanl, whose product is annotated as zonadhesin, like. Bases 1 to 8184 code for a protein of 2727 amino acids. The record is from RefSeq and is a predicted model, not a curated record. Gene Ontology annotation, cellular component: membrane. NCBI's taxonomy places the organism in Eukaryota, Metazoa, Chordata, Actinopteri, Carangiformes, Carangidae. Gene Ontology annotation, molecular function: protein binding. The transcript is spliced from 50 exons.
AUGCUAACCUCCUGUGACUUUAACCAGAACAGUGAACCAUUCUGCAGGUUCAGCCAGGACAGCACAGACAACAGUGAUUGGACCCGACAUAGAGGUCCAACCCCAACACCUGGCUCUGGCCCUAGUGGAGACUACCCUGAUGGAAAGGGAUACUACAUCUACCAUGAAUGUGAUAACGUGGCUAACGGUCAGAAAGCUCGGCUGCUGAGCCCUGCCCUCUCAUCGUCGGCCUCUCAGAUCUGUGUCCAGUUUCGAUACUACAUGUACGGCUCAGAUAGUCAGAAUGUGUUGAGGGUUCUGGCUAAGAGGCCCAGUGGAGACGAAGAGGUCUGGAAGAGGACCGGAAUCCAGAGUCCCUCCUGGCUGAAGGGCUCCGUCACCGUGUCCAAACCCAGCAGUCAGAGCGUCACAAUCGUGUUCGAGGCACAGAGAGGCUUCAGUUCUUCCUGUGACUCAGCUCUGGACAACAUUGUCAUCACUGAAGGCGCAUGUCCCUCUUGUGUCUCUGGCUGUGAUUUUGACACUCUUGGCGACCUGUGCGGGUGGACGACUCAAACUGAGAACCCUGAUGUGUUCGGCUUUGAUCAGUGGAUUGGACCAACAGACACUGAAGGGACUGGACCUGAUGACGACUUCUCCAAACCUGGAUUUGGUGCCUACAUGUUGUUGGAUUCUUACGAAGCUGUCCCUGGAGUCAGUUCUGAGAUCAGAAGCCCAGUAAUAACCCCCUCGUCUGGAUGUUUGGACCUCACCUUCCACUACUACCUGUAUGGCACCAGCACCACAAUGGAGCUCAGAGUCCACACCAUCACCGCAGGCGGAAGCCUUGGACCUGCUCUCUUCACUGUCAAGGGGAACCAGGGUCAAGGCUGGAAGCCUGCAGAGGUCCGCUACCUUGGAACUGCUGCUACUCAGUUUGUGAUUGUGGGUACCUUUGGAGAAACUCCUCAGACAGAUAUCGCUGUUGAUGCUGUGUGUAUCAUGGCCUGCAAAGCAAAACCAACAACGGCAAAACCAACAACUGCUGGACCAACUACACCAAAACCAACAACAGCAAAACCAACAACAGCUGGACCAACUACGGCAAAACCAACAACAGCUGGACCGACUACACCAAAACCAACAACAGCAAAACCAACAACCCCUGUACAAACAACGGCAAAACCAACAACUGCUGGACCGACUACACCAAAACCAACAACAGCAAAACCAACAACAGCUGGACCAACUACACCAAAACCCACUACGGCAAAACCAACAACUGCUGGACCAACUACACCAAAACCCACAACGGCAAAACCAACAACUGCUGGACCAACUACACCAAAACCCACAACUGCAAAACCAACAACUGCUGUACCAACUACACCAAAACCCACAACGGCAAAACCAACAACUGCUGGACCAACAACUGCUGGACCAACUACACCAAAACCCACAACUGCAAAACCAACAACUGCUGGACCAACUACACCAAAACCCACAACAGCAAAACCAACAACUGCUGGACCAACUACACCAAAACCCACAACGGCAAAACCAACAACUGCUGGACCAACUACACCAAAACCCACAACAGCAAAACCAACAACUGCUGGACCAACUACACCAAAACCAACAACUGCUCGUCCAACUACACCAAAACCAACAACUCCCAAACCAACUACAAAGCCACCAAGUAUGACAUACCCAUGCCCUCCUGAUGCAGAGUAUAUAGAAUGUGGUCCAGCUUGUAUCCCCACCUGUAUGGAACCCUCCACCAACUGUUCUGGCUCGUGUAUCAGUGGCUGCUUCUGCAAACCAGGCUUUGUCUUUAAGGGACGGCGCUGUGUGCCACUGGAGAAAUGUGGCUGUCUGGAUGACAAGAAUAACUAUUAUGAGCCUGGCGAGAUCAUUUUUGGAGACGGCUGCUCAAAGCUGUGUCGCUGUGCAGGGAACUACACUUUGGAAUGUGUUGAUAACUCCUGUGACCCCACUGAAGAGUGUCGCGAUGUUAAUGGUGUUGCAGGCUGCUAUCCUAAAGGUACAUCCACAUGCAUAGCAUCUGGUGAUCCCCACUACACCACCUUUGACAAACGCAAGUACAACUUCAUGGGCAACUGCAGCUAUCUGAUGUCUGCACCCUGCAAUGAGACAGCUCUGCCGUACUUUGAGGUCCAUGCCGACAAUGAAAAUCGCUAUAACAGGCCCACUAUCUCCUAUUUGAAGGCCGUACAUGUAUAUGUACACAACGUGAAAAUCUCCAUUCUCAAAGGUGGCACUGUGCAGGUGAAUGGCACCAAUGUAAACCUGCCAGUGUCUCCGGUCCCUGGUGUUUCCGUAUUCAAGUCAGGAAAACACUACACUGUUUCCAUGAACUUUGGUGUGACUGUUCGCUAUGAUGGAAACCACUUCAUGGACAUCAAAGUGAUCAAGGACUAUCAGAAAAAGCUGUGUGGACUGUGUGGAGAUUAUGAUGGAGAUGCCAAAGAUGACUUCCGUAAGCCAGAUGGAUCGCUGACCAACAGUGCCAAUGCCUUUGGACACAGCUGGAACACUGAUCCAGAGUGUAAUAAGAAACCCAACACCACCAUCCCUGGGUGUGAAGCAGGAGAGCAGGAACUGUAUGAGAGCUCUGGAUACUGUGGCAUCCUGCUGGACAAAAAGGGUCCUUUCGCCGUGUGCCAUCCCAAAGUCAACCCCAAUAAUUACUUCAGGGACUGUAUCUUUGACCUGUGUGAGCUGGAUGGAGCCAAGCCCAUUCUAUGUGAAGCCAUUGAAGCCUACGUCAAUGAAUGCCAGGACCGUGGGGUCAACAUCGGACCUUGGAGGAAUGAAACUUUCUGCCCCCUGAGCUGUCCCCCCAACAGCCACUAUGAGCCCUGUGCAGACCCCUGUCAGCCGUCAUGCUCUGGGAAACCUCCCUCCUGUGGUGGGCCCUGCUCUGAAGCCUGUGUGUGUGAUCCUGGCUACGUCCUGAGCGCCGGCAAGUGUGUGAAGAAGAGUUCAUGUGGCUGCAAACACAGCAACGGCCAAUAUUAUGAGCCUGGAGAGGAGUUUUACGUGGAGGGCUGUAAGCUGAAGUGUAGGUGUGACGCCCCCUUCGUUACCUGUGUGGCCUCUGACUGUCCCCCGAUGCAUGAGUGUAAACUCCAGGAUGGAGAGCUGGGCUGCUAUCCCACUGGCUCUCAAGACUGUGUGGUCUCUGGAGAUCCACAUUACAACACCUUUGACAAGAAGUUCUACAGCUUCAUGGGAACAUGUACCUACACGCUGGCCAGAACCUGCAAGAACAACACAGGUCCUUGGUUCUCAGUGGAGGGGAAGAAUGAGGAGAGAGGAGUGCCAGGUGUGUCCUACCUGAGAAAACUCUAUGUCACUGUGAAUGGAAUCACUGUGACCAUGAUGAAGGCCAGAAGGACUCUGGUGAACGGAGUGCGAGUGGCCCUCCCUCACUCCCCCUCUCCUCUCAUGACUCUCAGUCUUGCCGGUCAGUACAUCACCCUGCAGACACCGUUUGGCCUCCGGGUGCGUUGGGAUGGAAACCACCACGCCCAAAUCACAGUUCCCAGCUCCUACUAUGACCAGAUGUGUGGUCUCUGCGGUGACUACGAUGGGAACCCAAACAAUGACUACACCAAACCAGAUGGCACCCUGGUAGGAAAUGUCAACGACUUUGCGAACAGCUGGCAAACAGAAGAGGAUGAGGAUGAUUCGUGUACCCCCGGCACCAAGCCCGACCCAGACUGUGACCCCAAACUUGAAGCUGAGGUGGUGAAACCAGACAAAUGUGGCAAAAUUAAAGACCCUGCUGGACCUUUCAGGGAAUGUAUCAGUGUGGUGGAUCCCACUCCAUUCUUCAGGAGCUGCGUGUACGACAUGUGUCAGUUCAAUGGCCAGCAGAAAGUACUGUGUGACCAGCUCCAGGCCUACACUGAUGCCUGCCAGACCCACGGAGCCAAAGUCCACCAGUGGAGGACUCCAGACUUCUGUCCCCUGGCCUGUCCUCCCAACAGCUCCUACUCUCUGUGUGUGAGUUCGUGUCCGGAGACGUGUCUGGGUGUGGUCGGAGCCCCCGGCUGUGAGGACGUGUGCCUGGAGGGUUGCGAGUGUAACCCAGGCUUCAUCCUCAGCGACGACAAGUGCGUGCCACUGAAAGACUGUGGCUGUGUGGACACCAGCGGAGCCUAUCACCCUGUGGAUGAUGAAUGGUACUUGGAGGGUUGCGAGCAGGAGUGUGUGUGUCACAGUGGAGGUCUCAUCCAGUGUCGCAACAGCAGCUGUAAACCAAGCACUGAGAGCUGCCAGCUACAAGAUGGAGAAUAUGAAUGCCGCCCUCUGGGAACCGGUAUCUGCUCAGUAUCUGGUGAUCCUCACUACAACACGUUUGACAAACGCACACACAAUUACAUGGGAGCCUGCUCCUACACCCUGACCAAGCCCUGCAACGUCUCCUCCGACUUGCCGUACUUCACUGUGGACACCCAGAACGAGCACAGAGGAAGUAAUAAGAAGGUUUCCUACGUCAGAGCUGUGGUGAUCAAUGUGAACGGUGUGACUGUCAUCCUCGGCAAGGGCCGUAGAGUCCAGGUCAAUGGGACGGUGGUUGUCCCACCUGUCACCUCCAUCAGUGGAGUCAAGAUCUACCUGAGCGGAAAGUUUGUUCUACUCGAGACCUCCUUCGGCCUGAGGGUGCGUUUCGAUGGUAACCACCACGCCGACGUCACCGUGCCGACCUCCUACAAUGGCCUGCUCUGUGGCUUGUGUGGUAAUUUCAAUGGAAACUCAAAAGAUGACAACUUGAAACCAGACAAUACACCAGCUGCUAACACCAAUGAACUGGGAGACAGCUGGCAGGUUCCUGACCCACGGCCUGACUGCACCAAUGGCGGAGAACAGGAAGACUGUGAUGACGACGUGGAGGAGGAGGCCCAGAAGCCCACCAACUGCGGCAUGAUCACUGAUCCCAAUGGUAUCUUUAAGCCCUGCCACUCGGUGGUGCCCCCUGAGCAGUACUUUGGAAACUGUGUGUACGACAUGUGUGCUACUGGAGGUCAGACCGUGGCUCUGUGCCAGGCCAUCGAGAGCUACGCUGACAUGUGUGCUGCUGCAGGAGUCUCCAUCGCAUGGAGAAACAACACCUUCUGUCCUCUGAAGUGCCCCCCAGGAAGUGAGUACACCCCAUGUGGCCCCGCCUGUCCCCAGCCCAGCUGUCAGGAUCCUGCGGGCCCCGGUGGCUCUUGCAACCAGCCGUGUGUGGAGGGGUGCAUCUGUAACCCCGGUCUGGUCCUCAGCGGAGACAAAUGUGUCCCACUCAGUGAGUGUGGGUGCACUGAUGAAGAUGGAAAGUACAGGCCGGUGGGAGACAGCUGGUUCACAGAGACGGACUGCUCAGAGCGCUGCAAGUGUAACGGCAACCGCAACAUCACCUGCGAGCCCUGGCAGUGCAGCCCCGCUCAGGAGUGUAAAGUGGUGGAAGGAGUACUGGACUGCCAUUCAACAGGUAAAGGAGUGUGUCAUGUGGCUGGAGAUCCUCACUACUACACCUUUGACGGUGUGAUGCACACAUUCAUGGGCACCUGCACGUACACUCUGGUGGAGGUGUGUAACACCACCAGAGUCACUCCCUUUAAGAUAGUGGCUAAAAACGAGGAGCGUGGUCAGCCAGAGGCCUCCUACGUUCGCUCUGUCAAAGUCUACCUGCCUCAUGAUAAUGUGGUGGAGCUGCAGAAGAGCCGCAGAGUCCUGCUGAAUGGACGACGGGUGCGUACACCAGUUUCCGUCGACUUGGCCGGAGCCAAGGUGAUAACCAGUGGAUCCUACAGUCUGCUGGACACAAACUUUGGUCUGCAGGUGAAGUUUGACGGAGUCCAUCACCUGGAGAUAACUGUUCCUGGAGAAUACUUCAACAAGCUGUGCGGCAUGUGUGGGAACUACAACCACAACUCGUCUGAUGACAACCUGAUGCCCAACAAGAAACCCGCCAAGGACGUGAUUCAACUGGGCAACAGCUGGAAAUCAGAAGGAGACAGUGACCCUGGCUGUCAGCCGGACACUCGUCCAGACAUCCACCCCAACUGCACAGCAGAAGAAGAGAAGCUGUUUGAGGCUCAGUGCGCCGAGGUCAUCCUCUCCGACCGCUUCAAGCCCUGCCACUCUCUGGUGCCCCCGGAAGCUUUCCUGGGUAACUGCGUCUACGACAUGUGCGAGUAUGACGGCAUGCAGGCCACGCUGUGCGACAACACGGAGGCGUACGCUCAGGCCUGUCAGAGCGCGGGCGUCACCAUCAGCUGGAGGAACAACACCUUCUGUCCGCUGCCCUGCCCUCCUAACAGCCACUUCUCAGACUGUACCGCCCCCUGCCCCCCAACCUGCUCCGACCUCUUCCCCACGGUCUGCCACCUCCCCCCGACCACCUGUGUGGAGGGCUGCCAGUGUGACGCCGGUCAUGUGCUGAGUGACAACAAGUGCGUUGCCCUGCACGAGUGUGGCUGUGUGGACUCAGAUGGAGAAUACCAUGAUGUGGGAGACUCGUGGCUGACAGAUAAGUGUGCUGAAUCCUGUGUGUGUAACCUUGGUGGUAAAAUCACAUGUAAGGACCACAGCUGUAAUUCAAACUCAGUGUGUGCUCUGGACAAAGAUGGAGACCUCUACUGCAAACCCACCAAGUUUGACAAGUGCAGCAUUUCCGGGGAUCCUCACCACCGAACGUUCGACGGCUUCACCCAUCACUUCCAGGGCCCCUACACCUACGUCCUGACUCAGGGCCACAACCUGCCGGGCUCCCUGGCGCCCCUGGUGGUUAGGGGGAAGAACAUCAGACGUGGUGGGAACAGGAGGGUGUCAUUCCUGGAUCAGAUGUACAUUGAUGUUUACGGCGUCAAUGUUCGCUUCCUGCCGAGGAAGACCGUCCUGGUGAAUGGGGAGCGUGUUGCGCCUCCUCUCAGUCCAGUUAAUGGUUUGACCAUCACGAUGAACUCCAGGCAGGUGCAGCUCACCACUGACUUCGGACUCACUGUUCGCUUCGACGGCAACAUGCGUGGAGAGAUCAUUCUGCCCAGCACCUACAAGAACUCCGUCAGAGGCUUGUGUGGAAAUUACGACGGCAUCACCAGGAAUGAGUACAUGAAGCCUGACGGGAGGGUGGUCAGGAACCUGAACGAGUUCGGAGAGAGCUGGAGGGUCACUGAUCGCCAGGCUGGACUGAAGAGCUACGACCUCCCUCACACAGUCCAUAGGCGAGAGGUGGAGACUGAUCCAGACUCAGGAUUUGAGACGUCAGACUGCUCUGAGUCCCAGCUCAAUGACUACAACAGUGCGGCUCAGUGUGGAGCGCUGUCUGACUCCAAGGGCCCGUUUGCUGCCUGCCAUGCCGCCCUGCCUCCCAGACCCUACCAGGAUGACUGUGUGUUUGACCUGUGUGCUGAGCGCGGCAGUGCAGCGCUGCGUUGUGCCAGUUAUGAAGCGUACGCCGCCGCCUGUCAGGAGGCCGGAGUCAAACUGGGAUCCUGGAGGAAGCAGCUGGACUGUGCUCUCUCCUGUGACGCCAACAGCACCUACUCCUCCUGUAUGUCGCCCUGCCCGGCCUCCUGCGCCAACCUGGCAGCACCCUCCGACUGCGACACCUCUUCCUGCGUGGAGGGCUGCCAGUGCGCCGCAGGCUUCGUCAUGAGCGAGGGCAUCUGCGUGCCGUACACACAGUGCGGCUGCACCUUCCUCGACAGAUACUACCCUCUGAAGGAGACGUUUGUGACCGAGGACUGUUCUCAGACCUGUGAAUGCACGAGCACCGGCGCCGCGUGCCGACCCAAGACCUGCCCAGAUAAUUACGUCUGCACCAUCUAUGACUUAAAACGUGACUGCUACAGAGCGAGUCCCUGCCUCAGUUACCCCUGUCAGAACGGAGGAACAUGCAAAGAAGCCAGCAACAGCACCUACACCUGUCAGUGUGCAGAGGGCUUCGAGGGCGCAAACUGCGAGGUGGAGGUGACGCAGGGUGACGGACUGGAAACCAAGUGGAUCAUCCUGAUCGCGGUCCUGGUCUCACUCACUGCCAUCAUCAUCAUUGUGACCACUGUUGUGUGUGUGUGCAACCGCAAAGCCAAGAAAGUCAAGCUUCAAGAGAAGAAGUUCAGCAUGAAAUCAGCAAGUUCUCCAUAUACAAACAUGAAUAAGCAAAAAGAUGACAAAAUGACCUCCAUGUGAAUGUAAAACCUGCUGCUCAGUAGGUUGUUGUAGUCUUUAUAUAUAGAUAUGGUUCAUUUGCCCAUGUGUUGUUUUAUUAACUUAACUUAACCUUGUAAAGCUGUAACUGUUGUCAGAUGUGUUCCUGUUAACAGAGGAGUGUGUGUCUUAUUAAUGUAUUAGUGUGUGUGUGGAAUAAAACGUGAGUGGAACAAAACAGUAAGUGUGUGUGUGUCUCUGUUAUACAACAAUGACACGUCCAGAACAGAUCAAACUCAGUGUUUUAUUAACCUCACGUUGAACUUAGAUCUUCACGUUCCCCCACAGGACAAAUUCUAAUGAGUCUGCUGGUCACCUGACCUUUGACCCAGCAGGUCUGAUACCAAACAGUGACUCAGUCAGUCAGAGUCAGUCAGUCAGUCAGUCUCUCUCACACACACACACACACCAUGUGAUUCCUCUUCUAUCAUCCCUCUUUUCCUUUUGUCUCUCUACAGUCAGAAUCAACAAUAAAAUCAUUUAAAUAAAUGAUUGAUAACAGAGGUAUAAACAUUAUAGUCUUAUGAAAAUAUAGUGAUUAUUAUCGGUUCUGGUCAGUUCAGCUCUGCUGAUGAGCCCAGGUACUGACAACCCUUGGCCACACCCACCUCUAAUACCUGUAAAAGGAAGCAGCCACACACAGGAAGCAACAAAUACACAGGUGGAGUGGCUUGUCACACUGACAUACAU